UGUUGUCUCUCGCAAUUUUGUUCAAACUCAGGAAUUACCUUGUCGUUCAUACACAUAUAUGUCGUAAGGUUCACCCUCUUGGUGUAUAACAACUUUUGAAAAUUAAUAGAUCGUUUUUAUAUUAAGUUUUCUUUAAACGCAAUCAGUUUGGGAAAUAGCAGCGUAUCCCUGGAAUCAGCGAAAGUUACUUUUCUAGAGUAUCCCACGGGGCAGCAAGGUGUCGCAUAAACGGAUUUAUAUCGCUCUUAGGGAUAAUUUACCAUCCCGAGUCCCAGUGAUUGGGCUCAUUACGGCUAUGUCCUCUUCCACAGUCAAGGGACAUUUAUCGUGAUUCAUUCAAGAAGAGGUUGUGCCACCUUUUAUUUCGCUUGUGGACAUCUAUGGAGAGCGUCCUGCUGCAUGCUCUCACGCCAGCAGUGGAGUCUACUUUUCACCUCCGGUCUUCCCUUCACACGCACUCCGGGACAAAGCUGUGAAUGUUGACUCUAAUAAGACCUAACAUAGUGGAAGAGGACUACCAUCACCUCAUUUGAAUGCCUUUGCAAGGAUUUCGCUGGUUUUUGUGCUGCAGGCAGGGAUUCAGUUUGCUCGGACGGGACUAUGGGGAGAGAGAGGAGGAAGAAUCUUUUGAAUUGCGCAACAACGAGAACCUGACUUCCAAUGGACGGAUCCCAACUGACGUGACUGUUUCUCAACCUACACACACGGCGAAUGGAACCAAUGGGCACCUGGUUCCAGGGGUCGCGGGCGAGAUGAAGAGUCUGAUCAUUGAGAAGAAUAACAUGGGCCUGGAGGACGACCCGGAGCUGCUGGUGAAAGGGUGGCUGUUGCGGGAGGUGCGGGGCAGCUGGAUCAAGCAGCGGCGCUACUGGUUCGUCCUGAGUCAGGACUCCCUGGACUACUACAGCGGGCCGGAGAAGGGAGCCCGCCGGCUGGGCACCGUGGUGCUCACCAACCUGUGCUCCGUCAUCUGGCCCGACAAGCAGAGCUACAAGGAGACGGGGUACUGGAGCCUCACGGUGUACGGACGCAAGCACUGCUACCGGCUCUACACGCGGCACUUCAACGAGGCGGUGCAUUGGGCGUGCGCCGUGCAGAAGGUCAUCGACACCAAAGCCCCGGUGGAGACGCCCACCCAGCUGUUGCUGCGGGACAUCGAGGAGAACAAGUUCAACCCGGAGGUUGUGGAGCACAUCUACCAGCACAACCCCAUCCUGAAGUACACCCAGGGGCCGCUCUACGCCCCCCUGCUCCCCUUCCCCUACGGCAGCGCAGAGCACAAAUACUACAGCGGGAAGGGCUACGGGCCGGUGCGCGAGGAGGCCGUGAAGCUCUUCCACUGCCUGCAGCAGCUGGAGUCUGCCAGGGAGCCCGUGCCGAUCAUCCAGGGCGUGCUGCAGACCUGCCUGGACCUGCGGCCGCUGCGCGACGAGCUCUACUGCCAGCUGGCCAAGCAGACCUGCUGCACGCCCCAGCCGCACACCGCCGCCCACCUGCGCUACUGGCAGCUGCUCACCUGCAUGAGCUGCACCUUCCUGCCCGGCCCCGCCGUGCUCAAGUACCUGCGCUUCCACCUCAAGAGGAUCCAGAGUCAGACCCCAGAGUCUGAGAUGGAUAACUACGCGACGUUCGUGGGCGAGGCCCUGGACAAGACCAAGUGCCGGGAGUGCGUGCCGUCCUGGGAGGAGAUCCAGAUGCUGAUGAGCAGGCAGGAGAUGCUGUGCACGGUGUACUACCCUGGGUCAGGCUCCUGCCAGCUCUACAUCAACUCCCACACCACCGCCAAUGAGGUGCUGCGGCGGAUGCAGGAGAAGCUCGGCCUGCAGGAGAGCAAGAACACGUUUGCGCUGUUCGAGCAGAACGCAUUGUGGGAGCAGCCCGUGGCCGGCGGCACGCUCAUCGCCGACAUCCUCACCAGCCUCUCCAGCAAAGAGUCGGAGGCGCCCUGCCAGUGGAAACUUUGCUUCAAGCUCUACUGCCUGCUGGACGCAGACGGCAUAUCGCUGGAAAGCAUCGAGUAUCUCUUCCUCUUUGAACAGUGUCACGAGAUGGUGGUGCGCGGCCAGCUGCCCGCCGGCGAGGAGGACCUGCAGGCCCUGGCGGCCCUCCGGCUGCAGUGCAUUGUGGGGGACUUCAGCACCCACGCGCCCUGCCCGCCGCUGGACCAGCUCUUCCCCAGCCACGUGGUGGAGGCCCGGGUGCUGCUCAGCCUCUCGGCCGCCGCCACCGCCGCCUCCCGCGGACCCCCGCCCCACUGCCAGCUGGCGGUGGCGCCGGGCCUCCUGGCGGGGGCGCCGUGGAGCCAGACCAGCGCCCACAAGCAGAAGGUGGAGCAGGACCUGCGCCUGCGCAGCUGGCUGAAGGAGGAGGCGGCGGCCGUCAUGAGCGCGGUGGUGGAGCGCUGGAAGGGGCUGGCGGGGUACAGCCGCGCCGACGGCAUGGCGGCGUACCUGGCCAUCGCGCGCCAGUGGUCGGGCUUCGGGUGCACGCUCUACGAGGUGGACUUCUACAUCAGCUCCACAGGGAGCUUCUCCCAGAAGCUGUGGCUGGGCGUGGCCGCCACCUCGGUGUCCCUGUACCGCCAGGGGGAGGCGGAGGCCCUGGAGUCGUUCCCCUACGGCCAGAUCUGCUCCUACGGCGUCAAGGACAGCAACACCUUCAAGAUCACCGCCGGGGACAGGGAUCUGCUGUUCGAGACCACCAAGCUGACUGAGAUCAUGCAGCUGAUGAAUGCCUAUUUCAGUGCCAUCCGUCGCCAGCGGGGGAAGGGUGGAGGCCGGGGGGUGGGAGGGGAGGACGGGGGCAUCGCCAUCCCGGAGAGCACGACGACGACGACGACGACGACGACGGAGGUGGGCUUCAACCACCUGCACAACCCCACCUUCCUGGAGCUGCCCUCGCACUCGGUUUGAUGAAGACCCCCCCCCCCCCCACACACACACACACACCCCACAAUCCCAAUCCCCGACACACACAUACACACCCAGACACUCCAGCCCAGGCCUCCCCCCCCCUCCCUCACCCCUCCUCACCCCCCUAGGCCCCAGGAACCAGCGCCUGGCUCUGCUGGGAACGGCACGGCAGCCAAAACAAAGAGAGGGCUGUUUUCACUCGCCGUCCGUGAAAAUAAACCCUCGCCGUGCUUUCCAGCGAAGGGAGCCUGGGCGACGGCUGGGGAAGAGAGAGGGGGGGGGAGAGUGGGGGGGAGGGAGAGGAGAGGGUAAAAGGGAAGGCGGUGUGUGUGUGUUUGGGGAGAGGAGGGGAGGCCGUUUGGCGAGGGGAGGCCUCAAGCCCGCAGAAACCAAUGUGGUCGCUGAUGAGGUGUCAUGAGCCUGACCCACCUCUCGUCCCCCCCCCCCCCCACUCUGUCCUGUCACGCAACCUGUGUUACUGCACACACACACACAUGCACACGCACACAUGCACGCACGCACACACACACACACACACACCCCGUAGUCCGCGGCGAUGUGAAGACCAUCGUGACAUGGUAAUACUGCCAUCUGGACACGGCUUAGGAGGGAAAGACUCUUUCUCUGCCUCCCUACCUCUCUAUGCCUCUUCCUCGCUCUCUGGGUCUCUCUCUAUCGCUCCCCCCUCUAAAUGCCUUUUUCCUCACUCUGCCUCUCUGGCUCACUCUCUGGCUCAAUGUGUGCCAUUCCGACAUUGCUUUUCCUAGAAAGGCGACCCUCCCUCCCCCCCCCCCCUUCCUCUUUCACUGCUGGAAUAGUGUUGAGAAGAAGUUUGCCUCAACCCAUGUCCCAACCCCCCCUCUUUCCCUCGCUGAGAUUUAUCACACACAAACACGCACGCAUACACACGCACACAUGGACAGCAACACACAUACGCGAUCACUCAUUCACCGCCCACCCCCCCCCCCCCCCCCUCUUCCACCACCGAUCCCUGACACACUCAUCAGAGACCCGGGGGCUCAGCUCAUGAGAGCCCCAGCCCAGGCUUGCAUUACCUGGAACUGUUGAUGCAGCAGCCGGCCAUGUGAACUUGGAACUGCAACCAGAUGUGGAGCUCAUGCAGCUCAGUCACUUUGGCUGCGCUCGCCGUAUAGACUCUGUCCUCCACCACCAUCGCCACCCCCUCCACCAGCACCACCACCACCUCUCUGGGGACUAUUAGGGAGAGGGGUGCGUGCAACGUGCAUGGAUGUUUUGCGUGUUUGAGUCACGUGACUCCUGUGCACAUGCGGAGAGAAGACGGAGAGACCGUGCCUGGCCUGUGUGUGUGUGUGCGUGUGCGUGUGCGUGUGCGCGCCCCCGUGUGUGCGUGCGUGCGAAAGAAGUGAAUAUACUGUAGGCACAGCGUUAUCUUCGCCAAAGACUCUGACAUGUCGCUCAGUUGGGCUUCUCUACUUAGCUGCAGCUUUCAACGUGAAAGACCACAAACAAACUAACUGUUGGCUGUUUGGAGAAUUCUGUUUUAGUUGUUUUUUACGUCAUUUGUCUUUCAUGUGUCUAAUGGCAAAGCGUUCGAUUGACUUCUGCUCCUCAUUAAAUGAUUUUGGUUUCGUAAGCAGGGGGUUGUUUGAAGCUGUUGAGAUACCACGUUAAAAAGCCCGCCAAGGAAUGUGGACUAAAAUUUUGGGGGGGGGGGGGAGAGAGAGAGAGAAGCUUGACGAUGUGUACUUAUCCCUAUCCACCGUUGUUUUUUAUUUUAAUUCUGGCCAUUGAAUUCUGUUCUUGUGUUAUUUAUGUUUAGACAUUAACUUUGUAUAUUUCUUUCUCUUUUUUUUUUUUUUUUUUUUCCUGUCUUUUUAAAAUGUGGAUCUAGAUGUAUUUUCAAUACUGGCUUAUGUUGCUACUGGUACCAGAACUAUAGGUACUUUUCUCUUUCUUCCAAAGCAGGUAAUGAAUGUGUGGAACCAGGUUAAACGCACUCACAGAUCCCUUCCCUUGUCAGUAUGGACACGGCGGCUCUGCUCCUCGUUUCUCAGUCUGGGUCUUUCAGUUGGACUCCUGGAGCACACGUUCUGCCAUGUCACGGGUUUGAUCAUGGACCAAAGAUGGAUGUCGGGACACUUUUUAUAUAGAAAAUGCCCCCCCCCCCCCCCCCCCAUAACUGCUCUUCCUACUUUAUUUCAUGUCAUGCCCCUUUACUUUAUACUCCAAUAUAUUUUUGACAAAAAUGUAGGGAGAUCCACCUGUAUUUGUACAACUUUUGUAAGACUUAUCUGAGUAUCUCAGAUCGGAAAUUGAUUGGUAUUUUUGGGGGGGGGGGGGGGUGGGGGGGGCAGGGAAAUUGUAUUUUAGCAGUAUUAUCUGAUCUACGGCCCUAACAAUCGAACCAGCCACCCUCCCUCCAGCAGACUUGUCCACUCACAGUGGCUGACUGUCAUUGCAAAGCCAGCUAGCGCUAGUUUCUCCUGCCAUCCUGCAGGCCUUUAGCUUUCUACUGCAGCUGCAGGCAGCUCUGAGCUACACACAAACAAACACACGUGACUAAGGACAAGAAAAAUCAGAGGUUGCUGCUUUAUCUUCAAGCUUGUUUGUAUGCAUGGUACUUUUUUUUUUGUAUUUUACGUUAUGUAACGUGUGUAUUGUUAAUUGCACUAUUGUUUUAGCUAACUUGGAAGUGCAAUAAAAACUAUAAAUACUGUAUGUAAUUAAUAAAUGAGCACCAUUUUACCAUA
Messenger RNA from Gadus morhua (Atlantic cod), 5644 nucleotides. RefSeq names its product pleckstrin homology, MyTH4 and FERM domain containing H3 (gene plekhh3). The transcript is spliced from 13 exons. Gene Ontology annotation, cellular component: cytoskeleton. The record is from RefSeq and is a predicted model, not a curated record. Bases 534 to 2912 code for a protein of 792 amino acids. Lineage: Eukaryota; Metazoa; Chordata; Actinopteri; Gadiformes; Gadidae.